Messenger RNA from Symbiodinium pilosum, 3237 nucleotides. Lineage: Eukaryota; Dinophyceae; Suessiales; Symbiodiniaceae. The record is from the annotation of a GenBank genome assembly.
AUGUGCCAGCUUUGGGCUGUGGCAGCCGUCGCUGUAGCUGCAUGGCCAGUGGCGGCAGACCAGGCUAUGCGAGGCUCGAGACCUUGCCCCGAAGGGGAUGUCUUGCUAUAUGUAGCUGCGCCUGAUCACGUGGUCAACCUGUCGUGUCGUGACUUGCUUCGGCAAGACGUUUCAGUUCAGAAAGGCAAGGCUCGAGGCCAUUUCAUAGCAACAGGCGCCAGGCUGGCGGCUCUGCUGCCGAAGGUGGAGGGUCAGCAGGGUGCGGAUGUCGGGCCGAUCGACCUGGUGGACCCACACCUGGGGCACGUAGAGCAGACGGUUCUGGCCGCGGACCCGACAUCUUCGCCAAGCGAUGAGCCGGAUGAUGAUGUCAAGGCGCGAAUUGAAGAGGAAGUGGAGGAGAGGCUGAAGAGGAGGGAGGAAGAGAAGAAGGAGGAAGAGGCAAAAGAUGAAGACACGGAGAUCUACUCCAACCUGCUGCUGUUCGGCGAUUCCGCACUCGGAGUCGUCCUACAUGGGGACGGUACCUUUGCUAAGGAGAACAAGCGAGAGCUCGGUGACAUACCUGCAAGAGACUGCCCGAUGAACCAUCAGGCCGCCGACCGCCGACUAGUUCAAGUGGUUCCCGUUGAGGUUCGCAGCUCAGGUGGCCCCACCAAGUGCGUAAAAAGGCUUGUAUUUGUGCAGCUCGAGAACCAAGUGAAGUGCCACAACGACGUGCCAGGCACCGUUCGAAUCGGCAAGCCUCGCUGCUUUUUAAAAGAACUCAUGCCAUUCGGCGUUCAUCGGCGUUCGCCAUUGUUCACCUUGCACGUUGGCCACGUGGAUCAAAGACGACUGGCAGCCGGUUUUCUCCGGCUAGGCCAAUGCCAACCAACCAGUGACUACGCGAUUACCCGAAUAAACUUCAAAGCCAUCCUUGAUCUCCUCUUCGACAGCAACCGCGUCUCCGUGGCACUUCAACGUCUAGGCAUACGGCAGCGAACAGAAGGCAUACCUGUGACUUCGCCAGUGCAGGAUAGGUGGUGGCGCCAGGCCAUCGAGUGCUACAGGCAAUGCAGCGCCUUCACUGAAGAGGAGGGCGAAGCCAUCGAUGUUCCAGUUCGUGGCCUUCGAGGAGCGCUUGCUUACGCAGGGGAUGAGGACUGGCGAGGAUGGUCUUCGGCUGCAGAGAAACAGCUGGAUGCAAUCAGAAAAGACUUUAAGAGCCUGGGUGAUGCAUUCGCCGAGGAUGCUGGCACCACAACUCGGGUGGACCCGUCUGACAGCAAAACGUACACGUUGGAGCAGCUGUGCACCAAGUAUUCAGCUCUCCCACGCUUCGACGCAGAGCAGUACUUCUGGAGCCACUGCUGGACAACGAAGGAGAACUGCAAGACUCGAAGCUUCGAAUUUGAUGGUGCUUGGAGCUACUCGUCUGGCUGCUGCAACAUCACAUGUGGAGAACUUCACUGGCAGAGUGGGCUGCAGACAGUCCUCCAAGCUACCAGUGAUGUUGCGUUCAACAUGGAGCUGGAUGGCGAGAUGUUUCAGGGUAAGCUGGCAGAGGGUGGCAGCCGCCUGGUCUUCAGUGAUGGAGAUGUCGGCCGCCUAGCCUUGCCGGUGCUUAAGGAGGAUUCCGCCACGGAAUCAAUUGAAGAGAGGGGGGCGGCCUUGCCUGGAUCAUGGUCUGGUGCCGUGCCGAGCCUGCAGCGACUCUGCCUAGUUCCGCUUCAACCGGAACAAAAGCGACAGAGUCUGUGCCUCGGUCUGUCUGCAAAGGAGCUGGAGAAUGGACUUCAGCCUUCGAAUGCCUUGGACUCCCAAUUUCAAGCAGUGAUGGCGGCUUCGUACUGUUCGAACGCGAAGGACAACAUAGGCAAUGUCACAAACGAGCUCGGACAGAGGUACUUGAUGCGGUCGCCGACAUACUGCGGGAGGUUCUGCAAUGCCCCUGUUGACCAGACCGCCAAGAGCGACCUGACACCUGCAGGCUGUGACAAGACUCGAUGCGGAAGUGGUGAAGCGCUGCUUGGACCAAGUGCGGGGCCCACAAGAGGGAGAGAGGAGUUGAAUUCUCAUUCAGUCGAGGCGGAGUGCCGUGAAACGAUUGUCCAAGAUGUGGUCGCCCAUUUGCCUUCUGCCGAUGCUUUACCAAGCCUCUUCCAGACGUCGGAUGGUGACACUUCGGCUGGCCAGGAUCGCACACAGAUUGUCAAAGUCCUCCUGGAGGCAAGGGCAGACCUGAACCAGGAAGUACGCUUGGCCCAGCCCUUCUCUGCAAGCUCCGCAAGCCGUGAUUGGCUUGCAGAAGGCCCUGUCUCUGUGCAUGAAGAGCCGCGCUCGAUGCCAACAGAACUAGACAAGCACACCGAAGCUCCCCCUGACAGCUUGCCAGCGUUGGACGCGGUCGGAGACUGCAAGGGCAUGAGCAACCAUGUGGACCUCGGCGUGGUGGAGGACACGUUGCGCUGCGAUACAGGUGGCGGCAUCGUGGGGCUGCUUCAAGAAGAGUGUCGAGCCUACGGGCUGCAUGUCGAUGGCUCUUCAGAGAGUGAGCUGGUGGCUUCACUUGCUGGGCUGCUGUCAGAAAGGCCACCCCAAGCUGCAGACGCGGCGGGCUCUCAGUCGGGCAGCCGACCACUGCAGGGGGUACGCAUUGUGGAGGCCUGCAGCCUUCCGGCGGGUCCCUUCUCUGCAGCAGCGCUGGCAGCUUUGGGGGCCCAGGUUUUGAAGCUUGAGCUGGACCCUACACCAGCGAUGAAGCUUAGUGAGGAGGAGCUUCGCCAGCAUUGCAAUCGGCACGGCGCCAGCACCUCCGAGUGGUGGUGUUCUUUGCCUCAACCAUUGGCCUUGAACUUGGAGUUGCCUUUGGCCAGGCAGGUGCUGGAACAGAUCGUCGCGGAAUGCAACUGCUUCAUCCACAGCUUCAGGGUCAUUUCGGCCGAGCGGCUGGGCCUCGGAAAGGCCAGGCUUGAGGAGAGCCCACACCUCAUGAUUGUCAGCCUGUCAGGCCUCCAAAGCCUUUGCAGUGCGGAACGGGCGUCCUUGUUCGCUUUCCAGGGCUUCGUGCAGAAAGAGGAUGGCCACUCUACGUCACCCCAGUGUAUCUCCCCUCUGGUCGCUGCCAGCACAAUCUCGCAAGGCGUUAGCAACAUCCGGUCCGGCAAAAGUUCGGGACGGUAUGCCGCACGGACAUGCAAUUCGCUGAGAUGCAUAGGCUGUAUGCCAGCUCAAAGAAUCCCUGUAAGCUACUAA